This is a messenger RNA of Lacerta agilis (Sand lizard), 7149 nucleotides long. RefSeq names its product shroom family member 2 (gene SHROOM2). The transcript has 12 exons. Gene Ontology annotation, cellular component: cortical actin cytoskeleton; apical plasma membrane; apical junction complex. Gene Ontology annotation, biological process: actin filament organization. NCBI's taxonomy places the organism in Eukaryota, Metazoa, Chordata, Lepidosauria, Squamata, Lacertidae. Gene Ontology annotation, molecular function: actin filament binding. Bases 373 to 5862 code for a protein of 1829 amino acids. The record is from RefSeq and is a predicted model, not a curated record.
AAGCCACCGCAGCGACUACUAUUUGGGCUGGAAUAUUUUACAACACACCCCACAAGCGUGAGCCUCCUCCUCCUCCUCCCUCCCGGCUUGGCUCUGCCCAGCUGCACCCGGCUGAAUUGAGCAAGCCUGUUUGCAGCCGCGCCGUUUCCCUGCGCGCUUUCCCCGCCUCCCCUUUGCCCGGGCUCCUCUUCGACCCAACGGGAUCCGGAGGGAAGCGGAGGAGGAGCCAAGGCUGUGCAAAGGGGUUUUGCAACUCCCUCCCCUCACCAUAUGGGAGCGGGUUGGAAACUGUUGUUAGGUAUGUGGUUCCUAGGUCAGCGGCACGCUGGAUCCAGCUAGGAGGAAGGAGCUGGGGGGCAGUUUCGGGCGACCAUGGAGAACGUGGAGUUCCGAGGCGGCCAGGAAAGGUUCCCGGACAAAGAUCCGAGGCUGAACCCCGCGUUUUUGGACACCCAAGGGCACCCUCACCAGCCUCUGCUGCUGAUAGGGGAGCAGAGGGGAGGCGACGCGUACAAGCUGGUGGAAGUGCAACUGAGCGGCGGGGCUCCCUGGGGAUUCACGUUGAAAGGAGGAAGAGAACAUGGAGAGCCUCUGAUCAUCACCAAGAUCGAAGAAGGCAGCAAAGCUGCAGCUGCCGACAAGCUGCUGGCUGGGGAUGAAAUUGUCAGCAUCAAUGAUGUGGACCUCUCUGGGUUCAGGCAAGAAGCCAUCUGCCUGGUGAAAGGUUCGCACAAGUCGCUAAAGCUUGUAGUGAAAAGGAAGAUGAAUUUGGUGGUGGAUAUUGUAACACAGAAAAUGCCGUCUGAAAGUGAUGUUCAUGUGGCCAGGAGCUAUCUUACGAAGAUCUUGAGAAGCUCCAUGAGAAAGAAUGAUCUAGCCUGCAGGCCCCACUCCUGGCAUGCGACCAAAUUCACGGAGAGUCAGCCUGAAACAGCCACGUCACGGCUCUCCUCAACCAAUCCCUGUGCUUCCUGGCACUCUCGGUAUCAUGCAAGCUCCUCUUCCCAUGAUCUGUCGAGCUCAUGGGACCAGUCAAAUCUCCAUCGCACCUCAGACCAGUUCAGUUCUGCUGGAAGCAUGGACAGCUGGGAUCCCACACCCCAGGUGUAUCAAUAUGGACAGAUGUCUUCUGCAAAGUCCAACAGUAGUAUUGACCACCUGGGGAAUCCCAGCAAAAGGGAUUCUGCCUACGGCUCUUUCUCUACUAGCUCUAGCACGCCUGACCACACAUUGACCAGUGCAGAUGCUGCCUCAGUUGAGAAUGCCGGGUACAAGGUGGGUCACUGGGAAACCCCUAAAUCAGGAAAUAGCAAGGCUGCCUCAUUUCUAAGUGAUAAUGGAGGAUUAGAUGAUAAAACUACCUGCUUUGCACCUCAAGCGCCACAGUAUGAAAACAACAGGAGCCCCCGGCUGGAAGAUCAUUCUGAUUCAAAGUAUUCUGGGUCCGGAAGAUCAAAUUUUGGGCCUGUGUGGUAUGUCCCAGAGAAGAAAAAUUCGCCCUCCCCUCCUCCACCACCACCACCUCUUCGUAGUGAUAGCUUUGCUGCCACCAAAAGUCACGAGAGAGCCCAUGCUGCUCCUUAUUCAGAGGGUAUUCAGAGCACCCAGCACUUUGAAGUCCAGCACAGGCUGCAAGCCAAGAGUGACUGGAGUGCCGAAACUGUAGAGCAUCAAAAGAGAGAUGCCAGAGCAGUCGACAAGGUCUCUGAAGGUAGGCAGAGCAGCAAACCAAGCUACAGAUCCGAUUUCAGUCUGGAUUGUGGUUUGUCUUCUGCUGGGGACAGGGUCAACAACAACAUCAUAGGAAAUUUCAGCAGGCUGCAAUCAUCUCUGUCCAGCACAGACGUUCGAUUUGCACAGUCCACUUAUGGCCACCAUCACCAGCGCCAGUACAGUGAUGAAAGCACUUUCUUUCGCAACGCAAAAAUCUCUGCGUCACCUAAAGAGCAGCGGCACCUCUCCACUUAUGCUGGCAUUCAAGAAAGGCCCACUGACAAACGUAGCUGUCAUCCAAACCACACCAGGAUACUUGAUAGUACUGCUUCUUCUGCCACUUCUUCUGAUGUGAGUGCUGAGGAGAAAAUGGACAACACAGGGCUAAGCCGCUAUUACUGUGUGACAGUGAAACAGCCUGUUCAGGGAAACUCGAGACCACUACUCAAAGAUGAGUGUCGGAAUACUGGCAUAGGGAAUCACGCUUCCUCUGGACCACAGGAGAGUCCUGCUAUGACUACAAUGAUCCAAAGUCCCAAAUACUGUCUACCUCAGCAGCCUGUUGAGCCUUCUCUAAAUGUAUGUGAAAAGAGCAGUCAUUACAUAGUGAAUAAAGGAGAGGAUGUUAGAACCAUUUUAAUGGAAGAAUCUAGAAAGGUAAGUUUCCCUGAAAAGCCAGUGCAAGCCCAGAACUUUGAGGAGAACCACGAUAGUUACUGUGAGCGGGAAUAUGGGCGGGAAUGUGUCUUAGUGCCCACCAGUAAAGCUCCCCCAAAAGAUUUCAAGUGGAGUCAAGAAGAGAGCUACAAAAUUUCUCCCCAGAAGACCCCAAUGUUGCACUCUUUAGCUCAGGAAGGGAAAAGCCAGGCUGAUCCUGCUGCAGAAGCUGAGAUUACUAAGCAGCCUGCAUUCGAUGCUAACCUGGGCAAAAAUACACGAAGGAGUGAUCGUUUUGCUACCACACUGAGAAACGAGAUCCAGAUGAAAAGAGCAAAGUUGCAGAAAAGCAAAAGCACAGCUGUCCUAGUGGGGUCAAGUGAGACUGAAGAGUAUGCUGAGAACUGGAAACCCGAUUCAGCAGAAAAGAUAAACUCCUCAUCAGAAAGUUCUUUUACUAAUGUAUACAAAGACAAUCUGAAAGAGGCCCAGGCCAGGGUCUUGAAGGCCACCUCUUUCCAGCGAAGGGACCUGGAGCCCAGUUCUGUGGAUUAUCUUCCAGACCGGAAGACAAUUAAUUAUAACUCUUCUCCACUGGCUCUUGUCUCUGAAGACGAGGCAGGCUUCCUUGGGGCUAGACAGCCUUCUAAACAGACUUCACCUGGUAGUAACGUUCACCACGUUCCUCGCAUUGGAGCUAGGAAGAGGUUCACAAUAGAACAAAAAUUGAAAUCUUAUUCUGAGCCCGAGAAGAUAAAUGAAGUAGGGGUGUCGGAUGAUGACUACCAGCCACGCCGUCGUCCAACUACUUCUGAGGAAGCUUUGGGUUCUUUUGCAGAUAGGUGGAAGUUCUUUGAAGAAACGAGCAAGCCUGCCUACCAAAAAUCUUCACAAAGACAUGCACCUUAUGGUCGGCCAGCAGUACAGACUCCUAAAGAUCCUCAUACCAAUUCUUACGAAGGCGAGAUUGAGGGACCAUGGUAUGAAAGGAGGAUGAGGUCGGCUUCUUUUGGAGUUGAGAAUAUGGUUGGUGCAUGCAGUAGACCCAAAGAAAGUGUCCAUUACAGUGGCCGCAAAGCAAAAUCUGGACAAUCUCCUAGGUUGGAAACUUUCGCAGAAUACCAGGCAUCUUGGAAGGAGCAGAGGAAACCUAUAGAAACUCGGAACUCGGGAAGAUACCAUUCAGCUGACAACAUCCUUGAUGCUGGCCAUGAGCAGCUUGAGAAAUCUCCAUAUACACAUGAACGGUCCAGGUCAUCCCCUUCCACAGAUUUCUACAAACAGGAAGCAUCAGCUGAAGCAAGGAGACAAGCAGAAAAUAAAAGGGAAGAUGAACAUCUUACGUGCUCUCCAGCAAGAUCUGAUGAAAGGAGCUGCAAUUUAAGCUUCUUUUCUACUCUCACAGUAUCUCUCCAGCCUUCUCUAAUCAGAGAGCAAACCUGCCUUCUUGCUGGUUCUCAGAGACCAGCUGACACAGGGUACUCAGAAUUACGUCCCGAAGAGCCUGCCGCUCAGCAGGAUUACAAUUUAGGAAACAAAUGGAAAGUGUCUGCUAGGCCCUCACAUGCAGUGCAGGCUAUACUUGCAUCUCAGGGGAGCCGAGGUAGAUCUGGGACACUGCCCAGUGAUUACAGAUACUCACAGGAAAAUGUGAGGGAGAAAAACAAAGAUUACAGUGCACUGCCGCUUGCUAUUUCUGAGCUGCAAAUAUCCAACGGGGACCGCUUCUGCCCAACACAACUCAAAGGAGAGGGAAGCCUGCAGGAAGAUCCAGCGCCGCUGAGUAAGAAACAUGGGCCUGUGCCCCAGAGGCCUUCCCCUUCAAAACGAGAGAUUAAUUACAGGCGACAAGACCAUUCUUCAGCGUCACUUGCUGCGUCCUCGGAGUCUUCACUGACAGCGCCCAGCAAGCCAGCUCAUUCCCAUUCUGCCAUUGCUCCCAGUGCGGUUGAGGUUCGCGUGUCUCCUUCUCAGACUCCUGUAAAGGUUUUUGAAAAAUUGAAAAGCACUGAGCUGCCAGAGCCUCGCCAGUCAGCGCCCGUGGAUAAUGUUUGCCAGCACUUAGAAGAAAAAGCACGUCUCAAACCUGAACCUGGUCCGUCUUCAACUUAUCGCUACCAUUUGAAACCUGGAAUGGAGACAUCAAGGUCCCCUUCUCCACAAUUUGCUCCGCAGAAGUUGACUGAUAAGCCUCCUGUGGCUGUUCAGGAUGAGAAUCCCACAAGAAUCGAAAGAGUGAUGGAUAACAACACAACUGUGAAGAUGGUUCCCAUAAAGAUUGUACAUUCUGAAAGCCACGCAGAGAAGGAAAGUAGGCAGAACCUUGUGAGCACCAUUGAACUUCCUGCUUUGCCAAGCGGCUUGGAGAAGGACCAGAUUAAAACGCUCAGCACUUCUGAACAGUCCUACUCCCGUUUCUGUGCUUACACGAGGCAGGGGGUGGAGCCAGAGCCUGAGAAAAGCCUUCUCCCUUGUUUGCAACCCGCUGAAGCACCUGGGAACAACACAAAGGACAGUGAUACUUCUCCCCAUGCAGUCAGCUACAUGAGGGCCAAAGAAAAGACCAUGGAAGACUGGAAGUCAGAAGAGCUGGCCAGAGAGAUCGUGGGCAAGGAUAAGUCACUAGCGGAUAUUCUGGACCCAAAUGCGAAAAUAAAAACUACAAUGGACCUGAUGGUGGGAAUAUUUCCGAAAGACGAACAUCUCUUGGAAGAAGCCCAGCAACGCAGAAAGCUGCUUCUGAAAAACCCUUCACCAAAAACUGCAGAGGACAAGAAAGAGGAGCAGCCUCUGCCUUCGGCUAUCCCCUUGACAACCAAUUCCACUUACUACAGCACAUCUGCACCCAAGGCAGAACUGCUGAACAAAAUGAAGGACAUGCAGCAGCAGCAGCAGCAGCAGCAAAGUGAGGAUUCUGAGGAUGAGCUAGACCAUGAUUUAUCUGAGAAGAAGCAAGAACUUAUAGAUAGCAUAAGUCGAAAGCUGCAAGUGUUGCGGGAAGCUCGAGAGACACUCCUGGAAGACAUUCAGGCCAACAAUAUGCUUGGAGAUGAAGUGGAGGCCAUUGUCAAAGAGGUCUGCAAAUCCAAUGAAUUUGACAAGUUCCGGAUGUUUAUUGGGGACCUGGAUAAAGUGGUCAACCUCCUGCUGUCACUCUCUGGCCGUCUAGCCAGAGUAGAAAAUGCACUAAACAACUUGGAUGAAAAUGCCUCUCCUGAAGAGCGGCGGAUCCUGGUGGAGAAGAAGAAGCUGCUCACACAGCAGCACGAAGAUGCAAAGGAACUAAAGGAGAACCUGGACCGAAGGGAACGCAUUGUAUUUGACAUUUUGGCCAACUACCUGAGCGACGAGAGCCUUGCCGAUUAUGAGCAUUUUGUCAAAAUGAAGUCAGCCCUCAUAAUCGAACAGCGAGAACUGGAGGACAAAAUAAAACUUGGGGAGGAGCAGUUGAAGUGUCUGACUGAUAGCCUUCAACCUGACAGGCCCAAAUGACAUUCACCCAAGGACCAUGGAAAUCGAAACAACGUGGGUUUAGAAGUAUAGAACUCCUCCAUUCACUAGGAGGAGUUGCUCAAAAGAAACAACAACAAUAAGUCAUAAUAGCAAUAAUAUUCAGGGGGAGGGGAGUUGUUUCUAUGUGGGGUUAUUUGCAUUUCUAGAAACAUUUCAAAGCUUCUCUGGCUUUCCUUUAUCACACAGCCUUAGGAACCUCUCCAGACAUUAGAUUCUGUGCUUCAUAUUUGGUAUAUUCAGGAAUCUGCUGCAGUUGUGCAUGAGUGCAGUUCUUUUUUUUAACGAAGAAAAAAAUAUGUGUGGUUUCUUUUCAGAUUCAUAUAGGUUGCUGUGGAUCCCUCAAAAACUUAACAAUGAGGAUUUUAGGAGACUUUAUUGGGAGGGAGCAGGUUACAGCCAUAUCAAACAGACAGAACAGAUUUACUCAUGUUACCUGUCUAGUGUUGUAUUCAGGUUGGUGAGAAAUAGUGAUGUUUGCACAUUUGAUCUGCAAUCCUAUGCACACUUACCUGGGAGUAGGCCCAUUGAGCAAAGUGGGACUUACUUCUGAGUAAAUACUCGCAAGAUUCCACCGGCAGGUGCUAUUUUGAAGAAGUGUUGCAUAAGCUCUGCCUUUCCAAAAAAUUAUGUCAAAACUUUGGACGAGUAGACCUUGGAACAACCUAUUAAAAAUCUACUUUCAAACACACCUGAAAACUGUGUGACUAUACAUGGUUUUUAAUGUCUCAGCGAGGUGGAACUUGCCAUUAUUAUUAUUUUCCAUUUGAAGAUAAAGUUGGAGAAUUUUAGCCAGUCUUGUUCAAUUCAUUAAUUAUCAUCUUCUCCAUAGCACAAACGCAAUAAUUUCAUUCAGCUCAGCUGUCUUAUAUGAAUGAAGUGUAACUAAGGGUCUGACUAUAAUAUGCACAGGUCUGUAAAUAAAAGGCAGAACUACUGCUACAUUAUGCUUGGUGCCAUUUGCCAGGGAUUCAGUGAAUCGAACUACAAAUUAGAAAAUCAUUCUGUAUAUCUUUCAUUUGCACAAAGCUAACAGUGUGUUUUUUAAUUUUAUCAUGUCCUUCCUGCCUAGGACUGCUGUUUGUCCAGCUUUUUCAUGCCUCAACAAGAAGCAUGCUAUCCAUUUUACUGAAGUACAUUGGAAACGUUCACUGUUAUUACGUGAGUGUGUUCCUAUUUUCAUUUUAACAAAUAUCCCUGCCACUAUGGGACUUUAUUUUCCACAAGGAGUGAUGUAUUAACACUGUCAUCAAAGGAAAAAAAAUCUAU